UAAGAAAUGUGUGUAUAAGGAACUUUUCGAGAAAGCGAAAGUAAAUACAAAAACAAAAAUAAUUUAAUUGUUUCUAAACUUGUGAUUCGAUUAAAAAAAUAAGAAUAAGGAAUGAAAAUAUAUAUAUUUAAAUUAAAACUUAAAGUGUAAAUAGUUAAAAAAUUAUAACCAAAUAAGUUUUGAGGUUAAUCAAAUUGAGUAUAACGAAAUUUUUCAAAAAUGUCUUUUAUGAAUCCGAGUUCGUUGGGGGCAUUUGGUACUCAACAAGCAACUACAGUUAAUGUAAAUCCUAUGAAAGAUUUUGAAGUGACUUCACCCCCUGAAGAUUCAGUUAGUUCCUUAAGAUUUUCGCCACCUUCACUUCCACAAAUAUUUUUAAUUGCCGGUAGUUGGGAUUGUAAUGUACGAUGUUGGGAAGUCGAACAAACUGGAAAGACAGUUCCAAAGUCCAUGCAAUCGAUGGCUGGCCCAGUUUUAGAUGUGUGUUGGAGUGAUGAUGGAACAAAAGUAUUCAUGGCUGGUUGCGAUAAACAAGUAAAAGUUUGGGAUUUAGCGUCGAAUCAAACAAUGCAAGUUGCGCAGCACGAUGCUCCAGUUAAAACUUGUCAUUGGAUAAAAGCACCAAACUAUACAUGCUUAAUGACUGGAUCGUGGGAUAAAACGCUUAAAUUUUGGGAUACACGAAGUCCUGCACCAAUGUUAAGUAUAAAUUUACCGGAACGUUGUUAUUGUGCUGAUGUUGAUUAUCCAAUGGCUGUUGUUGGAACUGCAAAUCGUGGUUUAAUUGUAUAUCAAUUAGAAGGACAACCAAAAGAAUUUAAACGUGUUGAAUCGCCGUUAAAGUAUCAACAUCGUUGUGUGGCCAUUUUUAGAGAUGAUAAAAAAGUACCUACAGGAUAUGCGUUAGGUAGUGUUGAAGGUCGCGUUGCAAUUCAGUACGUGAAUCCAACAGAUCCAAAGAACAAUUUUACAUUUAAGUGCCAUCGAUCCAAUGGUGUACCAAAUGGGGUACAAGAUAUAUACGCAGUUAACGAUAUAGCUUUUCAUCCAAUUCAUGGAACUUUAGCAACAGUAGGUUCAGAUGGGACAUUUUCAUUUUGGGAUAAAGAUGCACGAACAAAAUUAAAACCAUCCGAAACAAUGGAACAACCGAUUACACGAUGUGCAAUUAAUCAUACUGGUCAAAUAUUUGCAUAUUCCGUUAGUUACGACUGGAGUAAGGGCCAUGAAUUUUACAACCCAAUGAAGAAGAAUUAUAUAUUUUUACAUUCCUGUUACGAUGAGAUGGCACCACGACCUUCGAAUACUGUGAAGAAUUAAUAAUGAUAUGCGUCUGAUAAAUGUUGUACAACAAUUUUGAGUCUGAGUCUGAUGAUGGAUGUAUGCAUU
Chrysoperla carnea is the source of this 1389-nucleotide messenger RNA. It is a transcript of the gene Rae1, whose product is annotated as protein Rae1. The transcript is spliced from 6 exons. Gene Ontology annotation, biological process: transcription-dependent tethering of RNA polymerase II gene DNA at nuclear periphery; RNA export from nucleus. The record is from RefSeq and is a predicted model, not a curated record. Bases 220 to 1320 code for a protein of 366 amino acids. Gene Ontology annotation, molecular function: RNA binding; ubiquitin binding. Gene Ontology annotation, cellular component: nuclear pore. Lineage: Eukaryota; Metazoa; Arthropoda; Insecta; Neuroptera; Chrysopidae.